AGAAAAAGAAAAUAUUUUCAUUUAAAUCUGUGCAAAACUUUACCGGCUUUUGCCCGUAAAACAAAAGCAAAAAAAACCCUAACCUAUAGUUUUCUGCCCAGAGGGAGCGAAAAUGGUAACUUUGGAGUCCGAGUACUCGGCCAUCUUCAGCAAGGGCACCGAAAUUGAAGUCACCAGCGACGAGGAGGGUUUCAGAGGCGCUUGGUACCGAGCUACCCUUGUUGAGUUCCCACCAAAAUCUGCUAUCAAGAAACGCAAGAGGGCACUUGUUGAGUACAAGUACUUGCUUUCUGAUGAUGGCUCAAGUCCUUUAACGGAGUACGUUGACCCCGCUUAUAUAAGGCCCUUGCCUCCUCAAGAAAAUACUGAGAAGGAGCACUUUGAGUUAAACGACGUCGUUGAUGCAUAUUACCGGGAUGGAUGGUGGACUGGUACCGUAAGGAAGGUUCUUGAUAACGGGAAACUCAGGGUUUGUUUUGAUAACCCACCUGAUGUUCUUGAUUUUGAAGAGGAAGAUUUGAGAUUUCAUUGUGAGUGGGUUUUUGGGAAAUGGGUCCGAUCCGAAAGGCAGCAAUCAACAGGAUCCAUUUUUAGCCCGGGGACAGCAGUAGAAGUUAAUCUUGACAGAGUAGAAAACUUAUGUGAUGUUUGGCUCCCUGCAAUCAUCAUUAAAGAAAAUGCGGAUGGCAGUUUCUUUGUCAAGUAUGAAAAACAAAGGAAUGGUGAUGAUGCUGGAACCGUAAAAGUUACUCUGGAUUCCAAGCAUAUCCGACCUACCUUUCCUUGCUAUGUGGACAGAAACUAUGAAUUGCUGGAAAAAGUUGAUACAUCAUAUGGUUUUGGUUGGCGGGCUGGAAUAAUUACCAAAAUUCUUCACGGGGGAAGGUACUGUGUUCUUUUUAAGCCUGGAAAUGAGCCUAAAGAGUUUAUUCAUUCAGAGUUAAGGCCUCAUUUGGAGUGGACUAAUGGCAACUGGAUUAGUAAAUCCAAGGAAAUCUUGUUAGCUUCUGAUAAUCAAGAACAGGUGGAGCGUGCUGUCACGGGUGCCAACAACCCUGAUGUAGGUCUGAAAUUUGAAGGUUCAGGCUCUGGAAAGGAUAACAGUGAAGAUAAAUCACCUAAUCUUACCAACAUCAGAAAUAAUCAGAUGGAGCUGUCAACUCCCUGCCAUGAGGAUGCUACUUCUGAUUCCUUUCCUCCAAGCAAGAAGCAGAUAAAGCUGUCUAACUUUAACAGUACUAUCAUGCGAUCACAUCCUAACAAAAAGUUGACUGAAAGAAAUGUUUCAGAGACCUCAUCUCAUAUAAAGAAGAUGUCGAAUGAAACUGAGGAAGCACAGUCUGAUUUGGUCUCUGAGAAGGCAGAAAGCAAAGGAACUAGGCGCCUGAGGAAACCUGGGAUUGCUGAUCAGCCUCCUUCUAAGAUUGAGAGUCCUUAUCUCGGAAAGAGAACUAAGACCAUGCAACAGAAAUUUGGAGCAGACUUCCAAACAAUGGAUCAUGUAAAAAGGAAGGGAAGACUGACAAUACAAGUUAAAUUACCACCAGCUACAGCAACUGUUGAGCAGACCCGUAGUGUUGUGGCUACUGCUGAAGAACUGAAUGAAAAUUAUGGUAAAAAGAAAGAAGUUGAAAUGCCUGUCAUCUUAGGGUUAAAAGCUAAUGAGGGUGUAAGGGGCACGCCAGCUAGAAAUCCUGGUCUGAUUUCUAAGAAUGGAUCACUGAAGCUAAUGAGGGACCAGAAGAAAAAUUUAAUCGAUUCAGAAGGAGGCAACAGCGUGCAGCCAAGAGUUGGAGGAAGCAGCCAAAGAAGAAAAAGAGGAAGACCACGUAAAUUUGUAGUCAUAAGCUCCAGGGCUCCAGAGGAUGAUGGUAGGGAUCACAAAAGGGCUGGAGUUGCUACUGGCGAAAUUGGAGCAGAAGAUCAUACAACUAAUGAAACUGAAUUGCAUACAAUUAGGAGGGUGGAAUCUGCAGUUUCUCGAGAUAUCCCUGGAGAAAGAAUGGCUCAAGUUUCAGAGAUUGAUUCUGCAACAAAAGAAGUUGAUAUGGCCAUUCCUGUUGUAUCCAACGACUUGGUUGAUGAUGAUCAACCUCUAUCAACUUGGAUUGGAGGGAUGCACUCUUCAAGUGUUGAAGAAUUAAGAUUAUCCUCCAGUAGAACUGCCAGUGGAUUGAAUGACGCUAGAGAAAGGCAGAUUGAUAUAGUAACUGAAUCUUCUGCUAUUAAUAACAAACAGGGAAUGACAACAGUCCGAAACAAAGUGUUGCCUUUUGUGAAGAAGUCGCCUAUUUGGAAUACAAUUGAAUCCAUGGAAGUUUUCCAAAUAGUGUCCCAAAAUCCACAUUUUCGUCCUUUAGGUGAAACCAAGGAGGAGUAUCGAGAAGGAUCGGCUAUUGGUUUUAUGGUAACUUUUGCCAGUUUGUUUGAGAAGAUCUCCUUGUUGAAAUUUAAUGAUUCUAGAAGAAUAUUUGAUAGCACUUUGGAAAGUCUUUUGGAUUUAGAGAAGCAUGGAUUUGACGUUACAGUGCUACGAGGUCGUUUGAAUGCAUUGCUGUCAGUUAAGAUUGCGCAAGAACAAAAUCUUAACGAAAUAAAAGAUAUUGAUGAGAAGAUAGUUGAGCUUGCUAGUGACAAUACGAUGUUAGAUAAAGAAUUAGAGGAGACCAAAAAAAAGAUCAGUGAGUUGCAGGAAAAAUUGGAGUCUACAAAAUUAAAAAAGGAGAUGCAGGAUGUGGAGAUAUCUAGGCUGCUAUCUCAUGUUGAUGAUAUGAGAGAACUAGUUAAAAGUGUCCAGCAUGACUUUGAAAAACUAGCUACCGCUCCCUGGAAAUGAUGAUGAUGAUGAUGAUGAUGAUGAGAGUUGUUAAUUUUUUGUGCAUCUGGAGGGUUGGAAUGAUGGAAUUAUCUAUAUUUUGAUUUCUUAGGUGUCUAUCCACACCCUCUUUUGUACUUAGUUUUUAGAAUACAUGGAUGACCACUGUUUUAGUGAUGAACCCUUGACAUGGCUUUAUUUUAUUGGACUUGCCAUUGCUGUCAUUAAGCUGAUAGAGAAAAUGUUUCUCAUUUAUGCAUAUAUUAUACUUGGAAAAUAUUUUCUCUUUAUUA
Messenger RNA from Mangifera indica (mango), 3108 nucleotides. RefSeq names its product DUF724 domain-containing protein 6-like. The record is from RefSeq and is a predicted model, not a curated record. The coding region runs from base 113 to 2836 and encodes 907 amino acids. NCBI's taxonomy places the organism in Eukaryota, Viridiplantae, Streptophyta, Magnoliopsida, Sapindales, Anacardiaceae. The transcript is spliced from 9 exons.